Messenger RNA from Labrus bergylta (ballan wrasse), 4850 nucleotides. RefSeq names its product exocyst complex component 3-like 4 (gene exoc3l4). The record is from RefSeq and is a predicted model, not a curated record. Gene Ontology annotation, molecular function: SNARE binding. Gene Ontology annotation, cellular component: exocyst. NCBI's taxonomy places the organism in Eukaryota, Metazoa, Chordata, Actinopteri, Labriformes, Labridae. Gene Ontology annotation, biological process: exocyst localization; exocytosis.
CACUCUCCUCAGCAGAGCCAUGAAGGUGGGCGGUGACUGAUUCUGUCUGACUGCACGGCUUUAAAACAACAACUCAACAAUAAGGGCUUGUUCUUUAUUUCCAAUUCUCCUCCUCCGGCUACCAAACUGGUUUCAAACUGUUAUUUCCCUUUCACCUUGUUUAGAAGAGAAAGUAAAAGCAGGUAAAGAGGAGGUGAUAAAACUACGAAACAAGGAGGGCAGGUAGGGAUUUUCUACCUGAGCGGCGCAGUUGGAGUUUAUUUUUCAUGUGUGGAUGAGAUGUCACACAUGAUGGAUAAAUCUGCUGAAAAUUCAGACGAGGACAGAGUGUCCCUCAAGAGCAAUGUGAAGACCCCCAGCGAGGGGGCCGUGAAGGAGACGAUGGGUAUGCUGCAGACAUUCAGGAAGAGCAUCCGGCGAGCGGCUGAGAAGAGCCCGAUGUUGUCUGGAGGCAAGGGGUCAAAGUCCACGCCAAGAUCAGACGCGGCUGAUAAUGAGUCAUCGUCCCCACCGCCUCCAUCCCCCAGUCUGAGCGCCGGCUCUCCUAUGACCUCUCCUAUGACCUCUCCUAUGACCUCUCCUAUGACCUCUCCUAUACAAAGCAUCGGAGGCUUAUUUCAGAAAAAAGACGAGGAGGAGGUCGACACCGAACAGAAAAGCAAAGGUCUGACACGCUCCAAAACAGAUCCCAACGGAGUCAGGUUGGGUGGCUCUCUCAUGAAAAAAGGAGCUUCGCUACGUAGAAGUCUGAAAUUCAACACCAAGAAGGACAAAGAUAAAACCAACAGAAAGGAGCAGCUCGACCAUGUCUCUGAAUUCUCGGGGGAGGAGAAGAAGGAGGAAAAAGAGGAGGAGGAGGAAUGUGGGGAGAUGGAUGAGACCUACACACUGCCAGAACUGCCCCACACACCACUGUCAGUGAUGCAGAUCAAUAAUCUGAUCGAGAUGGAGGUGCUGGAGGAGGCUCACCUGAACCUGCUCGCUCUGCGGCGGGAGUUCCAGCAGGAGCAGGAACGCUGUGGCGAGGACUCCCCCAUGGAGCUGGCCAAGAAGGAGAAGGACCUGAACCUUCUCUACGGACACUUGAGGAACAAGGUGAACACCAUCGCGCGUGACUCCAACUCCUUUCCCUCCAGAAACAAGGGGCUGCUGGUUCCCGUGGCCCGCAUCAUCCAGGAGGAGGAGCAGAGAGCGGACCAACCGGGCGGGCUAACUGACAGCUGGAUGGAAGCCUGGAGGGAGGCGGUGUGCGAGGGCGUGCAGCUGAAGGUGGAGGGCGUUCACCUGGAGCAGAGGGAGAAGAACGUCUCCUGGUUGGCGGUUCACCUGGGUCUGCUGGGGAAGGCCAUCGUGGAGGACUUGGAGAUCGUGAGGAAACAGCUGCGGUGGUCGUACCCGCCCAGCUUCAAGGUGUUCAGCACCUACGUGAAGAGUUACCACCGAGUCGUUGGGCAGCACUUGAAGAAGCUGGAGCCACAGGUCACGGAGCUGAAGGAUCUGUACGCUCUGCUGGACUGGAUCAUCAACCGCUACAAAAGCGAGAGGAUCAUGGGAAGUCCCUCUCUGCAGCCAGACCUAAAGGAUGCGAGCGCUGAUCUGCAGCUGGAGGACGACUUCCUGAAGCAGCUGAAGGAGAAGUACUGCUGCAGAGUGAAGGAGGACCUGAGGUCAGCACUGGACAAUAUCAUUAAACUUGAGAACAAGGAGGUUUGGAGCGAACAAAAAGCUCCAGAAAGGGAGGAUAACGUCCUGAUUUCUGACAUUGACAUGGACAUCCAGACGAUAGUGAAAGGAAACAUGAAGAGCUCUGGACAGAUCGAUGCUCAGCUGGAACAGAGAGUGAUCUCCUCCUGCCUCGAAGAGUUAAAACAGUUUCCUAAAAGAUUCGAGACAGAGUUCAGACGGCACUGCGGCGCUCUCAGACCACAGACUCUUUGGACCGAGUAUCAUAUAACAUACAUCAACAGCUUCACAGCUCUACAGGAACACAUGGAGGGGCACCAGGCCGCCUGUCCGCAGGAGGUGGAAGGAUUCAGAAAAGAAGUGAAGUGGCUGAUUGUGAGGCUCACACAGGACCUGGAGGACCAGUUCAAAGAGGAUGUCAAGCACUGUCUGAGGAAAAUGAUGACCAGGAAGUGGCUCACCAAUGAUGACGACUUUAAGCAGCUUUAUGAACAGACGGAGCAGCUCUCUCAUCACUGCACUCUCAUGAGGCCUCCACACGCUCAGGAGUUCGCGAGUCGAUUGCACUACCACGUGGUGAGGGAAUACGCCGGCUGCCUGAUGAAGAACAAUUACUCGUGCAAGAACCGCAAACACGAGAAGGCAGCGACGAAGAUCCGAGAGCAGUGGAGGAAACUUAGAGAUCUUUUUGCGGAAAUGGAGUCGACUCACGAAUGGCUCCACCAUGUUGGAGAGGACCUGAGUGACAUCAUCAUACAGAAAAACAAGACAGACAUUAAGAACCACCUGCAGCCUUUAGUGGAACACUACCCAGACUUCAGUAAGAAGCACCUGGUGGCUGUCCUGUACUUCAGAGGCCUAACGAGAGGCCGAGAACACCAGCGGAUCCUUCAGAGAUUCUCACAGCUGAAGAAAUCAGGCAGCGGCGCCUGUGACAAGAGCCGACUUUUAUUCAGUGACAUGGAGUUCACCGUCAACACCAACUGCUUCUCCAAUCUGCCCUUCUCCUGCCUCAGCGCCUUUUUUCCCGACAACUAGUGCAACGAGUCGAGAGGAUGAACUUUUAAAGCUCAAAACUGUACUAGCUACAGACUGUCUCAGGUGGUUUGACACCUUUUGACACAAACUGAGGUUCUUGCAGCUUCACUUAAAUCAUCUGCACCUUUAGUACUCAAGCUGCAAAGAUUAAUCGAUUAAUCGCUUAGCUUAUAAAAAAACAGCUAAAUGUUCAUUAUUUUGAUAAGCGAUUAGUCAUUUCAGUUUCUUUUAAUAUAAAAUGUUACAAGUUACAUCUUUUGUAGUGAGGGAUCUGCUGCUUUACAUGAUAGUAAAAAAAAAAUAUAUUUUAAACUUUACUAAAGAAGCAGUUUGAAGAUUUCCUUUACGGUUCUGAAAAAUGAAUUAUACGAUAUUCAAAGACAGAAUUAUUUUUUUUUUAGUGUCACUAAAAAAAAGUCUGUAAAUAUUUAAAUAAUUUAAAAAAUCAAAAUAAUGGCAGCUCUUUUUAACACACAAUCAGUGUACCUUUGUGUGUUGUCCCUGAUAAAAAUAAAAAUAACUGCUUAUUUCUUUUAAGUUUAUUUAUGAGACAGUGGAUAGAGUCAGAGACAGGGAUGACGAUGUGGAGCCCAUGUGGAAGUGCAAAAACUGCAGUUCCCUGACCCUACACUUAAAUCUGGCUGCAAAAAAAAUGCUUAAUUGAUCAAUUAAAGUAUUAGUAUAAGGAGUAUUGUGACAAAGCGGUACAUAUUAUUAAUUUUCUGAUCCUGAUCUGUACAUAUUUGGGUAAUGAUUUCUGAUGACAAAUUUCAUCUUGCUUUCUUUUACAAGUCAAACGUGUGGGAGCCAUAUUUAGGGUCUACAAAGUGUGACACACAGUUUGCUCGAGCAGGUGUCACCUUCAGGUUCAGGUCAUGCACUUUAUAGGUAGUUAACUUUCACUCGGGUGUGAAGUGAUGCCAAACGAUGAGCUCAAACUACUUUUUGCAACUACACAGUGCUACGACACGCAAGGUAACGCAGAGUUUUAUAGGAGUGAAAGUUUGUAUGAAAAUUUACAGACAAUGUUGGAAUCUAUUGAAGCGAUUAUUGGAUGAGAGAUAAAUCCUCAACUAAAGAAAGAAGACAUUGGACUUUCUUAUAUUACAAGCUACUCAUGAGCGAAGCCAAGGCGAGCGCGUCAAUGAAUAAAUUAGUGUGUCUAUGUAGCCCCUCAGUGGCUUUAAAUUUAGGCUUAACCACCAAUCGAAUCAUUCACAGUAAAUCUCGCCUCGUCUGACACCUACCUGGUGGCAGCAAUGACAGUUGUUUUUUACAACUCUACAGAAAUAUUCAAGCUUGUUCCUGGUGGUGUUGUUCCCUUCUGCAGGUCAUAAAGAAACAUCAUCAGUCAUUUCAGUCUGUUUCAUAAUCAGUCAAAACUUCCUUCAAAAAGCAGUAAAAGCAAAAUGUUGUCACCACUCACAGAGCACACUAAACAUGACUUAUGAAGAGUUUCACAUAUGAAACUGCUUCCCGUACAGUGAGGACUGAUUUCUGGGAAAAGAAAAAUGUUUUCACAAUCUAAUCUGGAUUACAUUCAAAGUUUGGGGGGGGGGGGGGGGUAAUAACAGGAUUGUGAAACUUGUUGAAGCUUUCAGCAGAUGUAACAAAUUAAAAGCUGGAUGUCGAGCCACAGCGUUGACUGUGAGGAGGUUUUUCUCAACGGUUUGAGUUUUGAACAUCAGAUCAUCUCAUUUAAACUGAAUAACCCUGAAACUCUUCGUGCUUAAGACAUGAAUGUGUCAUGUGCUGUUUGUCUAUUAAGGAACUGAACCGUGCAGAUUGCAAAAUGUAUCGUGUGUAAGCCUUCCAAACUGCCAACACACUGAAAUAUGAGUUUAUGUUGUGAAAUGUGUGUGUGCUUCUGUUGUCUUUCUAUUAAAUAUUUAAUUCCAUGUGACGUUGUCUGAUCACAAAAGCAGAAAACUUUGCUAAACCUCAAGUUGUAUGAGAUUUUCUUUGCACAUUUGAGUGUAUUCAUGUAAGAGUUUAGUAUCUCAGGUCGGUUUAAACAUGAAUCCUCCUUUCUGUAUUAGACUGUUAAUGUGUUAAAUAAACUAAAGGGGAUGCAGAAAGAAUAAUGUUUUAGCUAUUUAAUCUUUAUUUAAUAAAACUUCUGAAGUGAA